Rosa chinensis is the source of this 497-nucleotide messenger RNA. RefSeq names its product probable RNA-binding protein ARP1. The record is from RefSeq and is a predicted model, not a curated record. Gene Ontology annotation, molecular function: RNA binding. Lineage: Eukaryota; Viridiplantae; Streptophyta; Magnoliopsida; Rosales; Rosaceae. Bases 8 to 277 code for a protein of 89 amino acids. The transcript is spliced from 2 exons.
CGAAAACAUGAGUCAGGCCGUAGCAGCACCAAUGGCAACAAUAGCAGCAAUUAAUUUGGGAGGAGGAGCGGCAGGUCAGUUUGGGGACACGACGUACACUGAGGUGUUUGUUGAAGGAUUGGCUUGGGAGACCCAGAAGGAGACCAUGAAGAGAUACUUUGAGCAGUUUGGUGACAUCUUGGAGGCUGUUGUCAUCACUGACAAGGCCACCGGCAGAUCCCAGGCUUACGAAUUUAAGCGUAACCUUUCGAGAGGCGGAAGCAGUGAUGAAAGCUAGCUUGUGUCGAGGCAGCCCCAAAAACUUAAUAUAGGCUUUGGUAGUUGGCCACCAAACCAAAUAGGAAGAGCGAAGGAGGUAGCGAUGACGAUGAAGUCUAAAAUUAGUUUGGGACUGGGUAUGCAUCCUUGUUACAAGAUCAGUGUUAAGAAGGUUAAUAUAAACCAUCUCAGAAGAAGGAAGUAAGUAUUUGCUGGGUGUGAUAAGUUUUUGCUGGGUG